Messenger RNA from Synchiropus splendidus (mandarinfish), 3459 nucleotides. It is a transcript of the gene coil, whose product is annotated as coilin p80. Gene Ontology annotation, molecular function: U1 snRNA binding; U2 snRNA binding. The record is from RefSeq and is a predicted model, not a curated record. Gene Ontology annotation, cellular component: Cajal body. NCBI's taxonomy places the organism in Eukaryota, Metazoa, Chordata, Actinopteri, Syngnathiformes, Callionymidae. Gene Ontology annotation, biological process: spliceosomal snRNP assembly. The coding region runs from base 1830 to 3350 and encodes 506 amino acids. The transcript is spliced from 7 exons.
UAAUAACUCAGAUUUCUCUACUUGAGUUUCCUCAUGAUUUAGCCUGUUGAACUUCAACUCCUCCUCUUGCUGGCUAGACUGCUUCAGUGCAACUUGUUCCCACACAGACGAAGGAAAAAAGGUGUGGGAGGUUUUAUCAGCUACUGCGAAAGGAGAAGAGUUGCAGGUCAUAUAGUUUUGGUUUGUUUAGCAGGAGGUGCCAUGAUCUGAUCUCAUCACUGGCAUUCUACUCAUACCAUGAAAUGUACAAUUUAUAAUGAGAAAGCUACAGAAGAAGAUAAAGACAGCUUUGGUUAACAUUACUAAAAUACACUGGUCAUCAUCUUCUUCAGGCAUUUGGGCACACAGUUUAAGGACAACCUUUCUUUGCUCUGUUUUAAAUGUUCUACUGCAUUAGAGUUGAGUAGAUCGGCUUUGUUCUUCCCACAGUGUCAUCAUCACCAGUUAGACGGUGCCAGAAGAGGGCAAACCUGGAAGUCCUUUCUCUCUUUGAAGAAGUGCUUCAGCAAUGUCACCAUGUCGGACGCUACUGUGGCAACAUCUGUCGCAAAACGAUCUGGACUGUCAGUGUAGCUGAAGCCUGUUCCCACUGGGUUGUCCACGAAUAAGACACUGGCUGCCUUGACCUGAGGUGAUAACAGUCGACAAAGGAUUUCCUCACAAUGCAUAACGUACAUAUCACACGUAGCAGACAAUGAACUUUCAAAAGAGAAAGCAGAGUCUGCGUCUAGUGCAUACAUUACAAUGAAGUGACCUCUUACCCAGCUGUUACUCCUGGGCUGAAGAUUCCUAUCCAGUGGUCCAAUCUCCUCAAAAUUCCCAAAUCCAGUGCCAGAUCCUCCAGGUCCACCCUAGAGACACAAAGAGAAAUGUUUUUAAGGCCAGUCAACCCCAGACAGAGCAGCAACCUCAUUGUGCAUAGUGUCUGCAUGUCUUGACUGUCACUCAGAUGUGGUGUGGUUCCGGUAAUAGAACUUUGGGUGUUCUUCUGACGUACUUCCGUGAUGCUGAACUAUCAGUACGGUAGAUGAACAACUGUCGGAAAGGUAAGAUGGUACAACCAACGCCUGAAUGGCUGUGGUUCCAAAGGCGAGCACAUAACCUACCUGCAGCCACAUCACCAGAGGAAGGCGUGUGGAGUUCGCGGUCAUACUGUCGGACACGUACAGCCACCAGAACAUGUGGGCUCCGUCCCGAACCGUCACAUAACCCCAUUGCUCGUCUGGCUCAGUGGGAGCGGACAAACCUGCAAAAAGCGCAGACGAUUCAAUCACUUGUCGCCCACUUUAGUUACACUUAAGCACGGUAGUAAAGCGCGGCAACCUUCCGCUAGUUUUCAAAAUACAAAGUGUUCCGUCAUGCGAAUGUGAAAUGGUUCCAUCUCACGGAAUUACCUGGAGCUAGAAGACAGGGCAGAAGAACUAGGAGUGAAACAACAUGUUUCAGACCCAUCGUGCCAAUUCCGAGGCUCGAAGGAAGAAGGCUCAGUUAUAGUUGUCACAUGACUUCCCAAACAUCAUGUGACCAUGACUGGGGUCAGCUGACCAUUAGCCGUUCUUUCUUCCGCCGCUACGUUUUUUUCUUCAUAAAAACCCACUUUAGAGCUUAAAUCUAAAUCUCUAAAUUUAACUCUUGAAGUUGAGCAGUUUUGUAAAGUUCAGUGAGAUUAAAUACAGCCGCAUAUUUGCAGCGUUUUUCAUACUAACAACAACAUUACCUCCAUAUGUUUCAAUAACACUCGAGUUUUCAAACCUUUUCACAAAAAUAUGUUUAUACUGAUAAACCGGAUCUGACGUCAUUGGGUGUCCACGCGCGGAGUUGUGGCUGUCAUGGCUGCUCCCAGCAAGAACUCUAUUCGCGUGCGGCUCCACUUCGACUUUCCACCUCCCGCGGUGGUCAGUUGCCGAAUGUGCUGGAUGCUCGUGGACACGGCUUCGUGUCGCUUCAUUGCAGACCUGGAGAGCGUCAUUCGAGACAAGUUUGAGUUCAGCCAAGGCAGCAUCCUCAGCCUUUUCAUUGAGGAGUGCUACCUGCCCCACACGGAGAGCAUCCUGGUGGUCCGCGACAAUGACUGUAUCAGGGUCAGGCUUGACACUGCCCUUCAGGUGAUAGGGCCCAGCCUCCACUUGGAAUCACCAGCAGAGCACAGGCGCAAGAGGCGGAGAGACACACAGCUGUCUCCAGUGGAAUCUUCAGCGAAAGAGUACAGGAAGACAAAGAAGAGGAAGAAGAGUAUUAAGGAGAGUGUGGCGGAGGUCGGAGUGUCUGUAGAUGACGCUAAGAAAUCCGUGUUCAGGGGUUCUGGAAAGGAGAAAGGGUUUUCAGAGGGUAACACCAAACCUGCUGCACCUGAUCCAGAAGUGUCUUCCAAUCCUGUCCCUGCCAAUGGCCAACAGGCAGUCUCUCUCUCCAAGAAGAAGAAGAAGAAGAAGAAGAAGAAGAAAAGUAAAGUCCCAUCUGAUAAUGCAAAAACAGCAAGAAUGCCCCCCUUGAAUUCCAACGGUAGCAGCAGCAGCAGUAGUGAGGAAGAGGUGGCCCCUCUAAAACAAGCAUCCAAAGCACAAAAGUCUCCCGUGCCACUUCUUUCCAAGAAGCUACUGAACUCAAAACCAGCCAUGUCCAAAGCUCUUCCUCCUUCAGAAAUUGAGUCUUUGUCCCUUGAGCAUGUGAAACCUUCGCCCCAUAAAAAGGCAAAACCCAUAAGGGGAAAAGCAGAUUCUCAAGUGGAGACCAAAACCCAGGAGGUGUCUAACAGUGAACCCGCUCCUUCUGACCAGCAGCUUUCAGGCAAUGAAGAAGAAAUCGAGUUGGUUAUCCACCGACCUGUGUGGCCUCCAAAUUUCUCUUUCGGUGGUCACCCUACGAAAGGUCAGACAUGGGGCAGAGGCAGUGGCAGGGAUGGUGUGGGAGACACUGGUGGGGCAAGAGGAAAGCAGAACAACUCUAAUGGAUAUCAUGACUCGUCCUACCAGACUGACAUACUGAGCAACACGUCAGUUGUUAUCCAGAAUGGAGCCCCAGCUCCCAAACCUGACUACAGUGCCAUGCCUCUUUUGGCUGCCCCCCCACCAGUGGGACAGAAGAUCGCCUUCAAGCUGCUCGAGCUCACAGAGAAUUAUUCACCAGAAGUGUCUGACUACAAGGAGGGAAAGGUUGUGAGCUUUGACCCGACUAGCCAACAGAUUGAGCUAGAACUGCUGAAUACUUCACAAGUUGCUGUGGAGCCUGGAAAAUUUGACCUGGUUUACCAGAACCCAGACGGCUCAGAAAGAGUGGAAUACGCUGUGUCCAGAGGAUCAUGGGUAACAGAACGAUGGGACUCCCUACUGGAACCGAGGCUCAUUAUUUAAGAUUUAAGAUCUGCUCAAACUUGUUAUUUUAAACCAUCUGGUUUUCAGACAUGAAUUUUAUCAUGUUGGAUUUCUUACACUCUUUAUUUUUAUUGUAGUAAUGUGUUCU